UGAUCACAUCCAGCCACCAGGAUAACUAACUUGGAGCCCAACAUGGAGCCCAACAUGGAGCCAUUGCCUUCAUCACCGGAAAGUGAUUAUACACCCGUGGAGCAAUACAUCAUUCGCAAUGCAACAAUUGCCUCUUACUGUGGAGAACCACCGGCCACCGGCUCUUUCACGCUCUUCCCGAGACUGCCCGCCGAAAUCCGCAUUCGAAUUUGGCAUCAUGCUAUCUCAGUCCCCCGGAUUGUCGAGGUAGAGGAAAUGGAUGACCCCCGUCGAAUAUCUGGCACUGUCGGAUUGUCCAAUGAACGUUGGAAAUUCAAAAACACGAACCCGCCCCCUCUUCUUUCUACUUGCAAAGAAUCGCGACAGGAGAUUUUGAAGGAAUACAAGAAUUACACGGACGUCACCAUGAGCAUUGCUGGCCCCGAAUGGAUUCGUUUCGACUGGGACAUUCUCUACCUCAAAAACUUGGACUUUGCUAAGAAUGGCUAUGGCUUCACCUUGCCCGGCCUCGAACGCAGUAUUCAACGCUGGAGGCCAGCGGAUAUAUUUGAUGCUAUAUUUGAUACUAUCACGGAAGAAAGUGACAAAUGGAUAGGUAGGCCUGAUCUUUUCCAGCAUGUCACAACGUUGGCCAUCAAUCGGGAAACAUUCUAUUUUGGUACAUAUGACGACUGCGAAUGCAUUAUCCGGCAUUUUUUCCCAAAUCUCUCAGUUCUCAUAAUCUUGAUCGGCAACGAUAUCAAUACUGAGCUUGAGUGUCGUAUCAAGGAGAAUGAUUUUGCGCCUUAUGACGUUGAUUGGGACAGACGUUUUCCUCGUUACGACGCCGUUCCUCCUGGUAAGGGGCCAUUUAACUACUUGACUGAGGUAAAUCGUCAUUACGGGGAGUAUAUCAUGGAAGAUGUGGAGACGCGAUUUUUAAGGGAGGAGGAGUAUGCAGGGUAUGCCACUCCAGUGAUCGAAGUUAUGGGAUGCGAUCUUCCACAUUGGGCGGACGUAGAUGAGUUUUGUUGGCCAGAUCCAUUUGGGCCCAAAUCUGAGGAGGAACCCCUCGAUGGCGAUGGAUGGUCAGAAGAUGAGAAGGCUUUAGGCUUUGAGGAUAUCACUGAGGGAGAUGAACCUAAUCUUGAGUCACCCGCAAAAGAAAGCGAUGUCUAGGUCGACAUGCAUGGAACUGUGCUACAACGAACGUUUACUUCCAACAGUACACGAGCCUAGGGUUCUUGGAGGAAGAAGACGCAGGGGAAAUGGAUAUAGAGGUUGCGGUUUGGCAUGAAUCUAUUCUGUCCCUCGACAUGAGAAUCCCCUUUGUACCUUUCCGGCGUGGUAGGAGAUUUGAGGUUCUAUCAUGAUCUACGAUAAUGAAGAGUAAUGUACUGUAAUUCUGAA
Molecule: messenger RNA, 1389 nt
Organism: Amorphotheca resinae ATCC 22711
Lineage: Eukaryota; Fungi; Ascomycota; Leotiomycetes; Helotiales; Amorphothecaceae
Exons: 1
Coding region: 43-1158 (371 amino acids)
Source: RefSeq, a predicted model, not a curated record